Messenger RNA from Nannospalax galili (Upper Galilee mountains blind mole rat), 5534 nucleotides. It is a transcript of the gene Dgkh, whose product is annotated as diacylglycerol kinase eta. The record is from RefSeq and is a predicted model, not a curated record. The transcript is spliced from 31 exons. Gene Ontology annotation, biological process: lipid phosphorylation; intracellular signal transduction; diacylglycerol metabolic process. The coding region runs from base 255 to 3983 and encodes 1242 amino acids. Gene Ontology annotation, molecular function: protein binding; ATP-dependent diacylglycerol kinase activity. NCBI's taxonomy places the organism in Eukaryota, Metazoa, Chordata, Mammalia, Rodentia, Spalacidae.
CGGUGGGGAGCCGAGCGCUAGCAGCCGCGCCGGGGAGCGGGACGCCGGAGAAGGAGGAGGAGGAGGCAGCGGAGGAGGAAGGGACCGGUGCGGGGGCGGGAGAGCUCGGCGGAAACCGGAGACCAGCGGAGGGCUGGUGGCUGGCCCCGGGAGGGGGCCUGGGCGGUGGCGACAGCGAUCGCAGCGAAGGAGGCGCAUCCAGCGGCGGCGGCCAGGCUCGGUGCGUCCCGGGCGGCCAGGCGCGGGCCGGCGCGAUGGAGCCGCAGCACGUGCGCCCGGCGCUCGGCGCCCGCAGCCCGGCCUGGGAGGAACCGGAGUCGGAGAGGAUGGCCGGGGCCGGCAGCCAGCACCACCCUCCCGACGCCGCGGGAGGAGCGGCGACCGGGGAGGGCGCCACAGUCACUCAGUCGGCUGCCUCAGCCGGUGCGGGAGAGGAUUCGUCCGACAGCGAGGCGGAGCAGGAGGGACCCCAGAAACUGAUCCGCAAAGUGUCCACCUCCGGGCAGCUCCGGACCAAGACCAGUAUUAAAGAGGGGCAACUACUGAAACAAACCAGCUCUUUCCAAAGGUGGAAAAAACGAUACUUCAAGCUCCGAGGCCGAACUCUUUAUUAUGCAAAGGAUUCAAAGUCCCUGAUAUUUGAUGAAGUUGACCUUUCAGAUGCCAGUGUCGCUGAAGCAAGCACAAAAAACGCCAACAACAGCUUCACGAUCAUCACCCCAUUCAGAAGGCUGAUGCUAUGUGCUGAGAACAGAAAGGAGAUGGAAGAUUGGAUCAGCUCUCUGAAGUCAGUACAGACCAGAGAACCUUAUGAGGUGGCCCAGUUUAAUGUGGAACAUUUCUCAGGGAUGCAUAACUGGUACGCCUGCUCCCAUGCCCGCCCCACCUUCUGUAAUGUGUGCAGAGAGAGUCUUUCUGGAGUUACCUCCCACGGCCUGUCCUGUGAAGUAUGUAAAUUCAAGGCUCACAAAAGAUGUGCAGUGAGGGCAACAAAUAACUGCAAAUGGACUACACUGGCCUCCAUUGGGAAGGACAUCAUAGAGGACGAAGAUGGUGUUGCCAUGCCUCACCAGUGGCUUGAAGGCAACUUGCCUGUGAGUGCCAAGUGCGUGGUCUGUGACAAAACAUGUGGCAGUGUUCUCCGUCUGCAAGAUUGGAAAUGCCUUUGGUGUAAAACAAUGGUACACACCGCCUGUAAAGAUUUGUACCAUCCUGUAUGUCCACUUGGCCAGUGUAAAGUAUCUAUCAUACCUCCAAUUGCACUAAAUAGCACUGAUUCUGAUGGUUUCUGUAGAGCAACAUUCUCAUUCUGUGUUAGUCCUCUCUUAGUGUUCGUCAAUUCUAAGAGUGGGGACAAUCAGGGAGUGAAGUUCCUUCGUCGUUUUAAACAGUUGCUCAAUCCAGCUCAGGUGUUUGAUUUAAUGAAUGGAGGCCCUCACUUAGGUUUAAGAUUAUUUCAGAAGUUUGACAACUUUCGGAUUCUUGUCUGUGGAGGAGAUGGAAGUGUAGGUUGGGUUUUGUCAGAGAUCGAUAAGCUGAACUUGAAUAAACAGUGCCAGCUUGGGGUGUUGCCUUUGGGUACUGGCAACGAUCUCGCUCGAGUACUUGGCUGGGGAGGUUCAUACGAUGAUGACACUCAACUUCCUCAGAUACUAGAGAAGCUGGAACGAGCCAGUACCAAAAUGUUGGACAGGUGGAGUAUAAUGACAUAUGAACUCAAAUUGCCACCGAAGGCCUCUCUACUUCCGGGACCUGCAGAAGCAUCUGAAGAGUUUUAUAUGACAAUUUAUGAAGACUCGGUUGCAAAUCACCUCACAAAAAUCCUCAAUUCUGAUGAACAUGCGGUGGUCAUAUCAUCUGCCCAGAUACUUUGUGAAACUGUAAAGGACUUUGUUGCCAAAGUGGAGAAGGCAUACGACAAAACGCUGGAAAAUGCAGUUGUAGCCGAAGCUGUGGCCAGUAAAUGCUCAGUCCUUAAUGAGAAACUUGAACAGCUGCUACAAGCCCUGCACACAGACACACAGGCCAGUCGCGUUCCCCCAGGCGUUGGCCCUGCCAUCCCUGAAGAAGAUGUGGUGGAAUCUUCCAGUGAGGAGUCCUUAGGUGAAAGCAAGGACCAGCUGACAAAUGACAUUGCAAAACCUUCCUCCCAGAAAGCUGUGAAGCCGAGGGAAAUAAUGCUGCGUGCAAACAGUCUAAAGAAAGCAGUGAGGCAAGUCAUUGAAGAGGCUGGAAAAGUUAUGGAUGAGCAGACAGUUCACGCCUGUGAACCAGUUAAUCAGUCAUGUGACUAUGAUAGCACAGAAAUAGAUGAAUCUAAAGAAGACUCUAAUGAUGAUAUGAAAGAGCCAUUAAUGGCCAAAACAGCACCUCACUCUCCUGAUGCCCGGGCAAGUCGUGGCCAUUCUCAACCUGAUUCUGUCCCUGGUCCAGCUAUGGCUGCCACCAAAGACAACCUCCCUGUGCUCAAUACCAGGAUAAUCUGCCCAGGUUUAAGAGCAGGACUUGCUGCCUCAAUUGCUGGGAGCUCUAUCAUCAACAAAAUGUUAUUAGCAAACAUUGAUCCUUUUGGUGCAACACCAUUUAUUGACCCGGACGUAGAUUCAUUAGAUGGAUAUUCAGAAAAAUGUGUUAUGAACAAUUACUUUGGAAUUGGAUUAGAUGCAAAAAUUUCAUUAGAAUUUAAUAAUAAGAGAGAGGAGCACCCUGAAAAAUGCAGAAGCCGAACUAAAAACUUGAUGUGGUAUGGAGUCCUUGGGACCCGGGAAUUAUUGCAGAGAUCUUAUAAGAAUCUGGAGCAAAGAGUUCAACUUGAGUGUGAUGGGCAGUAUAUUCCUCUCCCCAGUUUACAAGGCAUUGCGGUGUUGAAUAUCCCUAGCUAUGCCGGAGGCACCAAUUUCUGGGGUGGAACCAAAGAGGAUGAUAUAUUUGCCGCACCAUCCUUUGAUGACAAGAUUCUGGAAGUGGUUGCAGUGUUUGACAGUGUGCAAAUGGCAGUGUCUAGGGUCAUUAAACUGCAGCAUCAUCGAAUAGCUCAGUGCCGUACAGUAAAAAUCACUAUAUUUGGCGAUGAGGGAGUCCCGGUGCAGGUGGAUGGUGAAGCAUGGGUUCAGCCUCCAGGGAUCAUCAAAAUCGUGCACAAAAACAGAGCUCAGAUGCUAACAAGGGACAGAGCCUUUGAAAACACCCUGAAAUCCUGGGAGGAUAAGCAGAAGUGUGACUCUGGUAAAGCAGUCCUUCGAACACACCUGUACAUCCAACACACUGCUGACCUGGCAACAGAAGAGGUGUCGCAGAUGCAGCUCUGCUCCCAGGCUGCAGAGGAGCUCAUUACUAGGAUUUGUGAUGCAGCCACAAUUCAUUGUCUUCUGGAGCAGGAACUGGCUCAUGCAGUGAAUGCUUGCUCGCAUGCCUUGAACAAAGCCAACCCACGGUGCCCGGAGAGUCUUACAAGAGAAUCUGCCACUGAAAUAGCCAUCAACGUGAAGGCACUGUAUAAUGAAACAGAGUCUUUGCUAGUUGGCAGGGUUCCUUUGCAGUUGGAGUCUCCCCAUGAGGAGCGGGUAUCCAGUGCCUUACACUCUGUGGAAGUGGAGCUGCAGAAAUUAACUGAGAUCCCCUGGCUGUAUUAUAUCCUGCACCCCAAUGAGGAUGAGGAACCUCCUGUGGACUGUACCAAAAGAAACAGCAAAAGCACAGUAUUUCGCAUAGUGCCAAAGUUUAAAAAGGAAAAAGCUCAGAAGCAAAAGACAAGUGCACAGCCUGUUCAGAAAUGGGGCACAGAGGAAGUUGCUGCUUGGCUGGAUCUGCUCAAUUUGGGAGAGUACAAAGAAAUCUUCAUCCGCCAUGACAUCAGAGGGGCUGAACUUUUGCAUCUGGAAAGACGAGAUCUUAAGGACCUGGGGAUACCGAAAGUGGGCCAUAUGAAGCGAAUUCUCCAGGGAAUUAAGGAGCUGGAAAGGAACCCUCCCCAUUCAGUCUGAGGUGUAAUCGCUCUGGUGCUAUUCCUUGGAGGAGUUUUUGCUACUCAGUACAGAGCUCUUGGAAGCAGCUAGCUGUUCUUGUAACUUUCUGCGUAGAUAGUAAGCACCACAGAGCACCUCUAUGGCUUGAUGUUUUGCUGUGGAUCAACGAUUUUGAUUUGCGGUAUUAGAACAUAUAUUUUGUGCCAAAAAGUACAUUCCACAAAGCCAUUUUCUUAUUGUACAAACCUGAUAUGUUGAAAAAUGCUCACCGUAGAAAGAGUAAAAGGAGGACUGUGAGAGAUGGUCAUGUCUAUAAGGCAGAAUUGCUAAUCCUUUGCUUUCCUUAGAUUGGGCUGAUAGGAAGUUCUGACUGUGCAAUCGUGUUAACAGGAAGUGUCUGAAACUUCUUAGGCUUCGUUAGUGGAGGCAUUGGCUCCUUCUAGAAGUCACUGGUUGGGAGAUAAAGAUAGAAGUUGUGUUUUGAAUAUUUUCACCCUCAGUUCUCAGUAUCCACUGGUCAAAGAAUAAGGUGAAACUAACCCAUCAAAUUGUACGAACAGUGCAAAGCUGAAUGCAAUGAGUCCAGCCUGAGCAGUCAUUCUUUUUCUUGCAUGUCAUAUCUAUUAUUGUAACACUUAACAACUUUAAUGUCCAUUGUAAUGGAGUUUAAUUUAUAACUACCCAAACUAGAUACCUUUUGAUUGGUUAAGGGCAUUGCAAUUUUCUGUUCUUUAAAUGUGGAAUUUUGCUUAUAUAUUCUAUACCUAAGACUCUGUGAAAAUGCAUCUGUGCCAUAAUCAACCAAUGAUAUACAGCUUAUGCAAGCCAGUUUUUUUAUCAUAAAUCAUGGGUUUGCACACUAAGAAAACUGUUGGAUAUUUUCAUAAGCUUACAUAUUCUGUUACCUAACCAAACUUGGGCAACUUUCCAAACUAAAACCCCACAUUUUAUUCCCAUUGAUUUCACUUCAGUUUAAUAACUAUCUGAUUUUCUGAUCAAAUUUGUAGGACUGUUGAUAUCUCUCCAAGGUCUCAGUUGAGAUUUGUAUACUGAUGGGUUACUUAGACUAGCUAAAGUGAUUUUUGACAUGAACCUCUCAAGAGAAAUUUACUUUUUUUUAAAGGGCUUUCUAUUAUUAUCAUACACAUUCUGUGUCUUAUCAGGUAUAUAUUAUUUUCUCUUUUCUAAAUCAUUAUUUGUCAAUGUUGCUCAUUAGAAUAUCAAAUACUUGAAAGCCAAAGGUAUACAUAUCAAAAAAGUCACAAAAUAUCUUUAAAUAAGCUUUUUUGGCCAUUAUAUGCCAAAAAUCACUUGUCAUAUUUGAAGUGUUCUGCAUAUAAGAGAGGUAAGCAGGUUGCUGACCCUGUGGAGAUAAUGUUCAUGAAGUAGUCUGGUAGGUGCUCAGUAGAUAAACACACACACACACACACACACACACAUACAUACAUGCCCAUACACAUUUACAUGUAUAGCCACACUUACCUACAUAUUAUCUUGAGAUAUAGUAUCCUUGAUAUUUUCUAGACAAUCAUUUGCCCUAUAUUUUUAAAUGAACUAUUGUCAGACAUU